AAGUGUAUAUUGCUAAGCAACAACGUCUACUUUUUUUUCAACGUCAUUGCAACAAAAGGAAAGGAUCAAAACAAUGGAAGAAGGUAAUUUUAAUUUGUCGAAUUUGAAUGUCGUGGCUUGUCAGAUAGCUUGUGAAAUUGUUGAAGAGCAAGUGACUGUUUCGAAAAUCGAGAAGCCCUUACAGCUACAGGAUGAAGAAGCAAGAUUUUCUUGGGCAGAUGACAGUGUCCAUGUUGCAUGUAAUGACUUACAGGAAAUCAAAUCAGAAGAAUUUUCGGACAUUUCUAACUCACACUCUGCAAUCGAAGAGGACCAAAAUUACGAUCCAUUAAUUGAUCAAAAACUCAAAUCACAGCAGUUAGUCACUCCAACUUUUCAGGAACAUCCAUCACCUUCAGACGAUCUGUCAACUCCCUACAAGGAAAUUGACACUUUGCCGGACAGCUAUUAUAAAAACAUGUGUUCAGAGAGGUUUGUCAUUAAUCCAGAUUCCAGUUCUAGCGAUGAAGAUGGCGAAGGCAUGUGCCAAAAGUCAGAUGACGUUGAGGCAGAUCUAGAAACAACAAACUCAAAAAUUACAGAAGAAGCUAGCGAUAAGAAUGAGCAGAAAAGUGACACAGAGGAAGAACAAAAGGCAGCCCGGAGCUGUGAGUAUGGACAGAAAAGUAUUGCAGAGGGACAACAAACAACUGCCCAGCAGAGCGAUGAAGUUUUAAAUGAUCUUGGAAGUGCAACCGAAAAACCGGCAGAUAACUCCGAAAUACAUGUACCUUGCGAGACAUUCCAACAGAAUAUAUAUCCAGAGCUCAGCAGUUCGUGUGAAAAUAAUCAAUCUUUUCAAACAACAGACAAUGGACAAUGCAUUGAAUCUGGCGCUACUUGCUAUGUUUAUCAAACAUACCAAGGUUUUACCACCGAGUCAUCCGGAAAUAUGGUCUACUUUCAAAUGCCGUGCUGCAAUCCACAUUUCAUAAACGGGAGUUAUUACUAUAUCCCUCAAGAAAAUUCGGUGGUAAUGAAUGAAAAUUUAGAGAAUCAACAAUUUGUUUCUGUGACAGAUGAAUCCCUUUCAACUAACCAGAACACGACAGAAAUUAAAGAGACAUUACAAAAUUCUGACACCCUCCAGGCAGAAAACCAAUCUAACACUCCGUUUGAGGGUGUUCUGAAAGAAGAGACAUCGGAGGUCUGUCAAAAUGAGGAAAUAAACAAUGAGGGUGAAAAACAAUCAGAUAAUUGGGACAAUUUUACCGAAUUAUCGGACUGUCCACAGACAGAUAGUUAUUGUUCCGAGUUUGCUUAUCAGUUUCCCUCAUACGGAGACCCUGAUGGAGGACUGACGCCUUUUAACCCUUACCAGACACUUCAGCAACCUUUGUUUGCCACCGACAUUUACCAACCGUUCACGGACCCAGUCCGACUCAACACCAACUUUCAGUACCCAGCUGUAUACGUAUCUCAGUUUGGGUUGAUAACAGUUCUUCUAAAGCACGACGUAUCAGUUGAAAUGACAAUUGAUCGAGCAAUCCGGUUGGUUAGUCACCAGAAAAAUCUCGUUAUUGCAUCGAGCGCCAAGGGUGAUAAAAACUUUAUUGUUCAUCCAGCAGGGAAAAUAUCGCAUGAUGCAUCAGAGGUUGAAGCCGAUAUUUACCUAAAGCGUAGAGUUAAGAUGUCAGACGAGGCAAUUAUCUUUGGCAAUGCAAAUACAAGCUACAGGUUCAACAACGACAAAAUCAAAGAGGAACAGAAACCUAACUUCUCAAAGCUGUCGAAAAAUAGCUCCGUUGGCAUUUUAUUUGCCUCGGACAAAUCUCCUGACAAAAACCUCGUCAUGUCCUGCAUGGACCUAGUGGCAAACGCCCAGUACCACCCAAUAAGACACGUAUCUGGAGGCUACGUAGUAAAGAUAAACCAAAUCAAGGUUAUACAAAAUGGCAACGGAGACGUGAAAUUGGUGUGUCCUGACAAGUAUAUGAGGCUCUCUUCAGUUAGGGAAGAUCUUUUGCUGAGGAGCAAACACUACAUUGAAAUGGGGAUCGAACCCGACUGGAGCAUCUGGGUCAACCACGGUAAAAACUUUAUGAGAGCAAACAGACUGGGUCUGGUGUUGUGCAACAGUUGUAUUGAGGCGGGGUUUGAUGCCCGAGAUUGUGUCAGGGCUUGUCGCAUUCCGAGCGGAAUUCCGAUAUUUGUUGGCGAAGAGUCAUUUCUACCCAAGCGACGAUAUGUUCCGAGGGCUCGCCAAAAGUCUUCCAAGGAGUUUGAUUGAAAAGCAGUAUAGCAAAAA
Messenger RNA from Saccostrea cuccullata (small rock oyster), 2287 nucleotides. RefSeq lists its product as uncharacterized. Lineage: Eukaryota; Metazoa; Mollusca; Bivalvia; Ostreida; Ostreidae. The coding region runs from base 74 to 2269 and encodes 731 amino acids. The record is from RefSeq and is a predicted model, not a curated record. The transcript has a single exon.